Lobosporangium transversale is the source of this 901-nucleotide messenger RNA. RefSeq lists its product as hypothetical. Gene Ontology annotation, cellular component: TRC complex; membrane. The coding region runs from base 79 to 582 and encodes 167 amino acids. Gene Ontology annotation, biological process: post-translational protein targeting to endoplasmic reticulum membrane. The record is from RefSeq and is a predicted model, not a curated record. The transcript has a single exon. Lineage: Eukaryota; Fungi; Mortierellomycota; Mortierellomycetes; Mortierellales; Mortierellaceae. Gene Ontology annotation, molecular function: protein binding; molecular adaptor activity.
AGACCGCAGCACGAUCGCAAGAUAUUCAUUGGUUCAAACUUUUACUAUCAUUCCAACAGUGCUGCUGCUUAUAGUCAGAUGGGUGAUCAUCAAAAUGCGAUUAAAGACUCCCUCAAAGCAGCAGAAGUUGAUCCUUCAUAUAGCAAAGCGUACAGUCGCCUUGGCCAUGCAUAUUUCUCCGUUGGCAAGUAUAAAGAGGCUGUCACUGCUUAUGAGAAAGGCUUAGAACUUGAGCCAAACAAUCCUACCAUGAAGAGCUCCCUCAACACUGCUCGUACCAAAGCCCGUGAUAACGAAGUUGCUCCUUCAGCUCGUGGCAGUCCUGGCGCAGGUGCUGGUGGUCUUCCUGCUGGAUUCCCUGAUCUGAGUGCCUUAGGCGGUGGUGCUGGUAUGCCCGACCUCGCCACUUUAAUGAGGAAUCCAGCGAUGAUGAACAUGGCUCAGCAAAUGAUGCAAUCCGGAGCCUUAGACUCAUUGAUGACCAAUCCUGCUAUGCAACAGAUGGCCCAGCGCAUGAUGUCUAGCGGCGAGCGCCCCAACAUUGACGAGAUUAUGAGGGAUCCCCAGAUUGCCGAGGCGUAAGCUAUAUAUGUUUGACUCAUUUUUAAUUGAAUUAACUACUUUCAGGAAAUGUUUACACUCAGCCUCAUCUGCUCUACUUUAUGACUAUCUAGUGCUCGUGGUUUGAUGAACAAUAUGGGGAGCACUGGCGGCAUGCCCAAACCUCCUCAAAAAGACGAUGAGAGUAAGUCUUCGGAAUAUAAAUUUGCCCGCUCGUUAAAUACAUAAGCAAGAGAUUAAGACCGACAGCAUGGCCAAGUUGUUAAUCGUUGUCCAUCUCUUCUAAAUCAUAAUAGCGCUGUAAACUUUUGAAAAUCUCGGUACCAGUGUAAAACAUGGA